Teleopsis dalmanni is the source of this 1430-nucleotide messenger RNA. RefSeq lists its product as uncharacterized. The record is from RefSeq and is a predicted model, not a curated record. The transcript is spliced from 2 exons. The coding region runs from base 1 to 1281 and encodes 426 amino acids. Lineage: Eukaryota; Metazoa; Arthropoda; Insecta; Diptera; Diopsidae.
AUGUUAUACUUUAAUCCAAAAAGCCAAAAAGGACUGUUAUCCAUACGGUUCAGCAUACAGCAUUUACAAGAUAUUUUGAAUCAUACAGCAACAAGAAUAUUGGAAUAUCAACAAGAAGUGAAUAAAUCAUUAGAACAGAAUGAUUUAAAAAACUUGACACUGGUUUGUAAGUGGAGUUGUGAUGGAUCACGGCAAUCCCAAUACAAGCAAAAAUUUGACAAUGAGUUCGAUUUGGAUACGAGUAUUUUUCUAAGUUCGUUGGUACCACUGCAACUAAUAUUAUCAAACACUCAGAAAGUGAUAUGGGAAAACCCAACUCCUUCAUCAUCACGCUAUUGCCGUCCUAUCCGGUUCCAAUUUGAAAAAGAAACAGUCGACGUAACGAACGAAGAAGUGAAUUAUAUUCAAAAUGCAAAAAGCUCCUUAGUAGAAACAAAUAUAACCUUAAUGGGAAAAAAUAUACGUACAACACAUAAUUUGCUGCUUAUCAUGGUAGAUGCUAAAAUGGCUGACACAACUUUAUUAAAGUCCGAAAGAACUUUUCAUACGAUUAUUUUCUGGUUUUUGCUUCUUUGUUCAAUUACACAACCAAAAAUAUUUGCAAGCCCAGUAAACAAUCCUGAUAUUACCGGCAAGAUAAAUCAUAACAUUGGUGUUCCGGAGAUCAAAAACAAACAAAUUCAAAAACAAAGCAGUCAGGAACUGCCUUUAAAUUCCUUGAGUGCUUACGCAGCAAGUUACGAAAGCUCAGCCAACACUAACGCUCAAAACAGUUUUAGGCCACCUUAUAAAUUACCAAAUACAGAAACUAAUUUUUCGCCAAUGCAAAAUAUACCAUCGACAGCAGUGCUCUUACAAUAUUUUCCACAAACAAUGAAUGAUGGAGGAGUGCAAUACUUACAACUUAUACCAACUCGGCCAAUAAUUGUGCCAAUUAGUUCCCUUGAACCAUUAACAAAACAAUUAUCAUCAUCUAGUAUGCGUCCGUUGCACACUGACACAAAUAUUGGUGAGUAUGGAAUCCGCUCCGCAGCAUUAAUUUCAGCGAUUAAUCCAAAUGAAGUAGUAUACCCACCACCUUCUUUAGUGAAUAUUCCAACAAAUUUGGGACUUCCAGCGCUGAAACAUUCUACUUCUUUGCAACCGUAUCAUAAUAACAAUCGUAUCAAUCGUGAAGUUAAGAACAGAAGCUAUCCGUAUUCAAUCAAUUUAAAUAUAAAUGAAUAUAUUCCUGGAACUUAUGAUGAGCAUCGAUCAACGCUUGUGACUGCUAGACCUUAGGUGAUCAAGAGUUCUGUUGUUAAUUUCGUUCAUAUUAAGUAUAAUAUUAUAUAUGUAUAAAAUGCUUUUUGCGCGAACCAAGUUAAUGAAAUGGUUUUAAGAUAAAAUCACAUUAUCAAUAAUACUUAAAAUAAUAAAGUAGAAGAAUA